Molecule: messenger RNA, 987 nt
Organism: Dictyostelium purpureum
Lineage: Eukaryota; Evosea; Eumycetozoa; Dictyosteliales; Dictyosteliaceae
Exons: 3
Source: RefSeq, a predicted model, not a curated record
AUGCAAAAUAUAAAAAAAAGAAAUUUUUUUGCAUGUAACAGUAAUACAGAUAUAGAUAAUGAAAAUAAUAAAAUAAAUAAUAUUAUUUAUAAUAAAGAUAAUAAAAAUAGAAAUAAUGAUAAAUUAUUUUUUUCAAUUUGGAGGAACAAAUGUCUUUUAAAUGAAAUACAAAGGCAUCAAAGGUUAUAUAAUGAAAAUAGAGUAAUGGAGAUUGACGAGUCAAUGGAUCAGCUUUUAUAUCAUUCACAUAGAGGAUAUGCAACCAAAAUUAGAAUUCAUAUUGAUGAACCAUUAGAACCAUAUGGCGAAGCUAUACCUUAUGGAACCACAGAAUUAGAAUUUACAGGUGAUUUCAAUCAACCAAUUCGAGUAGGUGAUAUUCCUCCCACAGUGACAAGUAUAGAAUUUUGUGAUUGGUACACUCAUCAAAUCGAUAUCAAAUCAAUAUCUAUCAAAACAUUACCAUCUAUUGAAACUUUAGAAUUACCUUUAUUUAAUCAAGUUUUAAAACCAAAUGAACUUCCACCAUCAGUAACUAAACUCACUUUAAGAAACUAUAAACAUAAAUUAGAACCACAUGUAAUACCACCAAAUGUAAAGAAAAUAGAUAUAGGAUCAUAUAACUGUAUACUUCAUUUCAAAGAACCUCUUCCAGUCGGUUUAAUUCCCAACUCUGUAGAAGAUUUAUCAUUACCUCAUUUCUUUAAUCAUCCUCUUCCAGUUGGUUUUUUACCAGAGUCCCUCACUAAAUUAGAUUUAGGUUUUAAGCUUUCUUCUUUUAACAAACCUUUGAAAACUGGUGAUUUGCCAAUAACUUGCAAAAACCUUUUUCUUCAUCAAUAUAAUCAACCACUUCAACCAAAUGUUCUUCCACCUCAUUUAGAAAUCUUUAUGACUUUAUUAUUUAAUUGCCCUAUACAACAAGGUUCACUUCCAGAAUCAAUCACUAAACUGCAAAUGUUUUCAUUUGAUCAGCCAUUUUUAAAC